Molecule: messenger RNA, 817 nt
Organism: Brienomyrus brachyistius
Lineage: Eukaryota; Metazoa; Chordata; Actinopteri; Osteoglossiformes; Mormyridae
Product: apelin-like
Exons: 2
Coding region: 377-610 (77 amino acids)
Biological process (GO): signal transduction
Molecular function (GO): apelin receptor binding; hormone activity
Source: RefSeq, a predicted model, not a curated record
GGGAGGACCACGCACACGGGGAUCCUGCUUCGCUGCACAUUCGCACCUCCGCUUGAACUUGGCUCAACACACCUCCUUCAGACGCUCGGAGAGAUCCUCCGACUCGGAGAGACACGCGUGUCGCUAUAUAAAUCCAUCCUUAUAAACGCAGACUGGCACACACACACCCCACGAGCUCGGGGAGGAACACGCACACACACACGCGCGCGCGGUCUUGCAAAAAGCAAACGCUCCCUCACUCUCUCCCUGUCCUCUGUCAGUCUCUCUCUCUCUCUCUCUCUCUCUCUCUGCAAAGCGCACACACACACACACACACACACACACACACCCCUGUCUCGGCAAAGCAAGUCCCAGGGAACCAGAGGAGAGUGCAGAGAUGAAUGUGAGGAUCUUGACGCUGGCUGUCGUCUUGCUGGUGUCUCUGCUGGUGAUCGCCGCUGCCGGCCCCAUGGCGACUACGGAUCGGGCCAAGGAGCUAGAGAAGGAGGGCGCAGUGAGGAAAGCAGGGCAGCAAAGCCCGAGCAGGAGCAGUCCGAGCCACAAAGCUGGUGUCUGGAAGAGGAGGCGCGCUCGACCUCGCCUCUCGCACAAAGGACCCAUGCCCUUCUAGAGCCGGUAAGCCUGAUCUGCCUCCUCUGUGACGCCAAGACAAACCGCUGACUCUCUCUAUGGGGAGCUCCGUUUGAUUCAGUUUAAUUCUAUAUAGCGUCUUUCACAACAGAGUUGCCGCAAGGUGCUUUACACGGGUGUGAGUUGUGUGAUACAUUAAAACGUCAUUAAGCAGAAUGGUGCAGAAACAGGGAAAAGGAAAGACAAA